Molecule: messenger RNA, 492 nt
Organism: Mytilus californianus (California mussel)
Lineage: Eukaryota; Metazoa; Mollusca; Bivalvia; Mytilida; Mytilidae
Exons: 4
Coding region: 4-492 (162 amino acids)
Biological process (GO): signal transduction
Molecular function (GO): protein binding
Source: RefSeq, a predicted model, not a curated record
UUUAUGGAUAUGGCUGUGGCUGUUGAUCCAAAUGUUAGCGAUCAAGAUGUUUACCUUGAUGCGCUUGAUCCAGAUGAAAUGCAGGAUCUAUGGCAACUGAAUGAGAAAGAAAUUCUGGAAAUAGCUGGUGAAAUCGGAGGUGAAUGGAAAUCACUUGGUAUAUAUCUAGGAUAUACUUGUGCAAAACUAAAUCAUUUAGAAGAUGUGUAUCCUAAAGAUCCAGAGUGGAGGAACGUAAUGAUGAUUGGCGAGUGGUGUUCCGUUAUUUCUAGUCUUCGUCUAAAUGUCAAACAAUACCUUGCCAAGUUCCUGUCAGAAGCCGGCCUAGCGCAUAUUGCAGAUUCUCUUAGUACUGAUUACAACAUAGUUGUACCUUCAAGUGUAGCAGAGAUAAAGAAACACGUAAAACAUAUUUCUUUUGACAGACCUAUACAAAAACUUAUGGGUUUUUUCGUAUGGACUCCACAACGGCUGCUUUCAGGGCCAGGUUGA